ACCACGGCGUAACCGGAGCAUUCCUCUUUCUUGUGUAAAAAAAAAGUCGAAGAGGAGCAGCAGAGAUGGCCGGAGCCGCAGAUCGACAGCAGCCCAUGGAAGAGGCGGCGGCGGCGGCCAAGCGGAGCAGGUCGGAGCACCACCAUGGCGUCGCCGACGGGCUGUCCUUCCGGAUGGAGGACCUUCCAGCGGAGGUUCAGCCGCUUAUAAUCUCACUGCUGCCACUGAAAGAGGCCGUGAGGACAAGCACUGUUUCAAGAAGUUGGACAACGCUCUGGAGAUUCCACGGCAACCUAUGUUUUCAUGGCCCCGAUGAUUUGGAAUUUGACACCGCUGAUCAACAUAGUGCCAAAAUAAAAAGAGCAAAGUUCAUUGAGGCUGUAAAUUUGGUUAUUCAGCAGCAUAGUGGGAUAGGAAUCAAUAAGUUCAGCAUCAGAUGUGGCAUGCACAAAGAGUACUCUGAUAAUUUUGACAGGUGGAUUGGGUUUGCUGCUUCAUCAAAGGCAAAUAUAAUAGAUUUUAAUCUGAAGAAUAUUUAUCGCCCAUUGGAAAUUCACCACUUCCCUCUUGAGGCCUUAGAUUCACAAGGUUGCUCAUUUGUGCAGUCCUUAUUUCUCACCAGUGUUUCUAUUAAGCCACACUCAGGAAUAUCAGGCUUUACAAUACUCAGAAGGCUUGUUCUGAAAUUUGUUGAGAUAUUAGGAGAUUUUCCAGGCUUGCUAGCAAAAUGUUCAGAACUUGAGGACUUAGUGAUCAUCUGGUGCUAUGGUGUGCAUGACUUAAUCAUACCACACAAACUCGAUAAACUUCAACAUUUGCGGAUUUCCGGAACGGACGUCCAGAUGGUUGAGUUUCAUGCUACUGAUCUGGCUCAUUUUGAGUACAACGGGCAAGUGAUCCCUAUAGUGCUUCAUGGCUGCACAAAACUAGAGAAGGCAACAAUAAAGUUUAAUGGCACUCAAGCACUGGCACAUGCAUUCACUGCAGUUCCAAGCAUUUUGCCUGUGAAGACAUUAAAUGUGCAAGCUUUCAUACCAAAAUAUGCACAGUUGCAGAAGCUGCCAACAAGACAACAGGGAAUGUUUUUGCAUUUGAGGCAUAUGACCUGUCAAUUAAUUGUCAACUCUAACGACCCAAAUGGUGAUAAUGAAGUUCUUCAACUGGCCAAUUGUUUGGAUGUUGCACCAGAACUGGAGACAUUGGAAUUGCAUAUGCUCUGCGCGAUACCCAGUGGUUUCUCCAGCGGUGAGGUGGUGGUUAUGCGCUGCCAUGAUCAUCUCAAGACGGUCUUCAUGAGCGGGUUUCGCUGUUACAAGGCUCAGAUUAACCUGGCAUGCUGUAUCUUGGGAAAUGCUUCUGUUCUUGAGCAGCUGAUAAUAGAACCAAGGAUCAGAGACACAACAUGGCCGGGUGAUUCUUCUAGGUUGAAUACCGGCCUUGAAGAAAUUUUACCGGGGAUUUGUGAGUGGGCACAGCUCACCUCGAAACGCUUUGGUAAGGUGAUCAACGUCUUAGGUGCCCCCCUUCACACGAUGGAGGCUUCUUUGGCCGGGCAAGACGCAGGAUCUCUUCAGCACCAUCGUUAGCGAGUGCCGCCUGCAGAUUAUUAGGAGUAGAUCUUAAUUGGUGGGAUGCUAUGUUGCUCAGAUUCUGUAAUCCCCUGAUAUCUGUUUAACCUCUCUGUAUCCUGAUCCUGGAGUGAGUGAGUAUGUUUCUCUGUUGGGGAGCCUUGCACCAUGCUAGGGUUUGAUUGUUGUUCCUAUGUACUAACUGGCAGCCCGAGUAAACUUUGUUACCUUUUGCUCUAACGAAAAGCUCUCAAAUCUUCAAGCCAUA
Messenger RNA from Triticum dicoccoides, 1836 nucleotides. RefSeq lists its product as uncharacterized. Gene Ontology annotation, molecular function: protein binding. The transcript has 6 exons. Lineage: Eukaryota; Viridiplantae; Streptophyta; Magnoliopsida; Poales; Poaceae. The record is from RefSeq and is a predicted model, not a curated record. Bases 66 to 1586 code for a protein of 506 amino acids.